AUGGAGAAGAGAAACAUACUAAAAGAUGAAACCUUUUUCCAACACCCUUUUAUUCUUGCUCUUGUUCUGGUUUUGGGUUUUGUCAUGAUGGACCCUUUUCAUUUGGGUCCAGUGGCAGACCAUGAAUUCAGACCCGUGAAGCAUGACAUUGCACCUUAUCAUCAAGUCAUAAAGAGUUGGCCUAGGGACAACAUUAGCAAACUAGGACUUUAUGGUAAAUCAGAAUUCAAGAAUCAAGUGUUCGGACCAGAGUCAUUGGAAUUUGAUAACAUGGGUCGUGGCCCUUACACUGGUUUAGCCGAUGGUCGCAUUGUUAGAUGGAUGGGGGAGGAACUUGGUUGGGAAACAUUUGCAUUUGUCACAUCCAAUUGGACGGAGAAGCUUUGCUUGAGGGGCAAUGAUUCUACCACUGCCAAGCAAUGGAAGCAUGAGAAAACAUGUGGGCGUCCACUUGGCCUGAGAUUUGACAAAGAGAAUGGAGAUUUAUACAUAGCAGAUGCAUACUAUGGCCUUCUUGUGGUUGGACCAAAUGGAGGACUUGCUACAUCAUUGGCAACCCAUGUUGAAGGAAGGCCCAUUCUCUUCGCAAAUGACCUUGACAUUUAUAAGAAUGGAUCCAUCUUCUUCACAGACACCAGCAAACGAUACAACAGAGUUGCGCACUUUUUUAUAUUAUUGGAAGGUGAAGCUACUGGUAGGCUCCUAAGAUAUGAUCCUCCAACUAAAACAACCCAUGUUGUCUUGGAUGGCCUUGCUUUUCCUAACGGAGUGCAAUUUUCUAAAGACCAAUCCUUCCUCCUCUUCACUGAAACCACCAAUUGCAGGCUAAGGAAGCUUUGGGUAGAAGGUCCAAGUAGUGGAAGUGUGGAACUUGUAGCUGACCUUCCAGGGUUUCCUGACAACGUAAGAAUAAAUGAAAAAGGCCAAUUUUGGGUAGCAAUAGAUUGUUGUCGCACUGCGGCACAAGAGGUUCUUAGUCAUAAUCCAUGGUUGAGGAAUAUUUACUUCCGUUUACCCAUUAGGAUGAGCUUGUUGGCUAGAGUUAUGGGGAUGAGAAUGUACACUGUGAUUUCACUUCUUGACGACGAGGGACACAUUUUGGAAGUUCUUGAAGAUCGACAAGGCCAGGUCAUGAAGCUCGUCAGCGAAGUCAAAGAGGUAAAAGGAAAGCUUUGGAUUGGAACUGUAGCUCAUAAUCACAUUGCCACCUUAACUUACCCUUAA
Gastrolobium bilobum is the source of this 1224-nucleotide messenger RNA. RefSeq names its product protein STRICTOSIDINE SYNTHASE-LIKE 13. Bases 1 to 1224 code for a protein of 407 amino acids. Gene Ontology annotation, biological process: biosynthetic process. The transcript is spliced from 4 exons. NCBI's taxonomy places the organism in Eukaryota, Viridiplantae, Streptophyta, Magnoliopsida, Fabales, Fabaceae. The record is from RefSeq and is a predicted model, not a curated record. Gene Ontology annotation, molecular function: strictosidine synthase activity.